CGUCUGAGGGAAACAACAGUGUUUUCUUGUAAUCUUCAUGUCUUUUGUCACUUAUGCCGGUGUUUACGUCACAUUUAAAACGUGACAUCACAGUGACAGAUGGAUUAAUUUUGAAAUCGGAUAUUUAAUGUUGGCUAAAUAAACUGCAGAUUUCAGGAUCCACCUUAAACAGUAGGUAGGUUCCGUGUAGCUGCAGCCUGAAGAGAAAACCAGUAACAAACUGGUUCGCUACAGACACCUGCUGGGUUCUGUGGCUCACCAUGAAUUUCUCUGAAGCAAAAUCAGAGCUGAAGCAGCUGCUGAGCAGCGUGAGUCCGUCCGAGCUCCCGAAGCUGCUGGACUGGAUCAGAAACUCAGAUGAGCUGGACCACCUGCUGGCAGACAACAGGAGGGUGAUGCUGCGGAGCAUUGCAGACGACCUGAGAGCGCGUCUGCCUCUGGACGCCAUGCUUCCCUCUGAGACUGCCGCCCUCCACAAGAUGCAGCAGCGGUCUCGGCCGACGGUUCACGUGGAUGGCUUCCUGUACGAUGACGAGCAGGUGGACGCUCUGUGCGAGGAGGGAGUCAUGAGCCGCACCUACUGCCUCAACUGUGGGUCCUCCAGGACCGCCCCUCUGGACUUCAUCUCUCACUCGUUCUCAGCGUCAGAGCUUCAGUUUCUUUUCCAGAAUGUUCUCCCAGACCUGAGUGGUCGGACAUUGGUGGACGUCGGAUCCAGACUGGGAGCUGUGCUUUAUGGGGGCUACGUGUACAGCUCCGCCUCUCAGCUGAUCGGCCUGGAGCUGAACGAGGAGUUUGUCCGACUGCAGAACGACGUCCUGGACAGAUACAGACUGAAGGACAGAGUUCAGGUUCUCCAUGCAGACGUCUGCACGCAGGACGCUCUGCUGCACAGCACCGACAUCCUGGUCAUGAACAACGUGUUUGAGUACUUCAUGGAGCCCAGCGAGCAAGUCAGAGCAUGGAGGUUCAUCAUGCAGAACCUGAGGAAGAGAGGGUCUCUGCUGGUGACUGUUCCCAGUCUGCAGGAGAGUCUGAGCGCUCUGCAGCAGGUGGCACUGCAGCCCGGCUGGGUAGAGGAACUUCCUGUGAACUGCGACAUUUACCUGGGCAGAGAGGCAGACCCUGACGCCCUCAGACAGAUCCACCUGUAUCAGGUCAUGUGAAGCCAUCUAGAGUCAUCUGGACUGGACUUAACUGGACUGCUUGAAACUGGUCUCCAUUGGUACCACCUGGGACAAACUAGUUUGUACUGGUUUGACUUUAUAAAUGAAAAAAAAUCUUCAUUUUCACUUCCAUUUAGGACAAACCUUAUUCUGGACACUAAGAGAAAAAUGGUGCAUAUGAAUCACUCUUUUUGUAAUCAUUUCUCA
Messenger RNA from Monopterus albus (swamp eel), 1373 nucleotides. RefSeq lists its product as uncharacterized. Gene Ontology annotation, molecular function: S-adenosylmethionine-dependent methyltransferase activity. Bases 261 to 1166 code for a protein of 301 amino acids. The record is from RefSeq and is a predicted model, not a curated record. The transcript is spliced from 8 exons. Lineage: Eukaryota; Metazoa; Chordata; Actinopteri; Synbranchiformes; Synbranchidae.